Diospyros lotus (date-plum) is the source of this 2171-nucleotide messenger RNA. RefSeq names its product putative pumilio homolog 8, chloroplastic. Gene Ontology annotation, molecular function: mRNA binding. Gene Ontology annotation, cellular component: cytoplasm. Gene Ontology annotation, biological process: post-transcriptional regulation of gene expression. The coding region runs from base 218 to 1936 and encodes 572 amino acids. The record is from RefSeq and is a predicted model, not a curated record. The transcript is spliced from 5 exons. NCBI's taxonomy places the organism in Eukaryota, Viridiplantae, Streptophyta, Magnoliopsida, Ericales, Ebenaceae.
GCAUCCUCUCCCAAAUCUCUCUCUCUCUCCCCCAAAUUGACCCCUCCAAUUUCCCCAAAUCGAUCUCGCUUUCUUCAGAAUCUCAGUGUGGAGAGUCAAAAUACCGAAAAGAUCUCCCAACUGAGCCCAUUUCAGAAAACCCUUCUCAAAUCUUGAGCUCUCUCUCUCUCUCUCUCUCUCGCCGCUUCUUUUUCCCUGUUCAAAUACAGCCCUUCGUAUGGAUAGCGGAUCCGGGCAUCAGUAUCCGUCUCGACAUCCGGGCUCGUCGGCGAAUUUCGCCGGCUACCGCUAUCAAAACCCGCCUGUCGGUGGGUACUCAUUCGCUACUGAAGUAGAAACCAACAGUACUGGUGGCUUUGAUCCAUCUUUGUUAGAAGACCGUUUUUUCCGGCUGAAUCUCUCCAUGCCGUCCGGCCCCCACCAGCCGCGGCUUCUCCCGCCGUCUCUCCGAGGGGGCAUGGACCCGCUCGACAAUUCGGGUCCCUGGCCGCUGCCCUUUGGAGACAACGCCAACUCCAACUUGGAGAGUACUUCGAAGAUCAGGGCCGGAGAAACCUUCAAGAAUCCGGCGGCGGCGGUUGGCUCGGACUCUUCCUCGUCAACAUCGCAUCGGAGGGACGAUAAUGAACGCCCAUGGUUUAUAGACCAUGUCGUGCAUUCUUGUUUGGGCUUUGACGAAAAUGAAGAAGGCGGCGGCGCGGGAUCUUUCUUGCACCGCAAGGAACGAUCGGAGUCUCAAAUUCACCAUCCCCCUACAAGCACAGCCGGUUUGCUCGUAGGCGGCAGCAAUCGGAGUCUCCCCGGAAUAACUCCGGAGAUCCCUUCCAGCUCCUCAACGGUUUUGCUUCCCAGUUGGUACGCUUGGCAUUGUUUUGAAUUGGAUCAUUAUCACUUUCCUUUAGUGUUUUUUCAAGGUCAGAUCCUUAAUUUGGCCAAGGAUCAAUAUGGUUGUAGGUUGCUACGUGAUAAAUUCGAUAGCCGGAAGAACGACGAAAUCGAGUUGGCAAUGUCCGAGAUUCUCGGCCACAUACCAGAAUUAAUGACGGAUAUGUGCGGAAACUAUGUCUUUCAAAAUCUGGUAAAGGCUGUGAAUGAUGAGCAAAUGACUCGGAUCAUCCUCGCAUUGACUAAACACUCACUUCAUUUGAUCGGAAUUUGCCUCAAUCCAUACGGAACUAGAGCAAUGCAGACAGUGCUGGACUAUGUGAGUGGCCCCCUUCAGAUUUCGUUAGUACUUUCAGCUCUAAGGAGGGGUGUGUUGCUCUUGUCAGUCAACUCCAAUGGCCGGCACGUCAUUCAGCAAUGCAUCCGGCGGUUCUCGAACGACCAGACCAAGUAUAUUCUGGAGGAGAUAGUGAAGAACUGCUUCCGCAUUGCAACCAACAAAAGCGGGUGCUGCGUGCUGCUUUCAUGCUUGGAGUACUACCAUGGAGAAUACAGAGAAGUUCUUGUGAAUGAGAUCAUUGCAAAUUCUCUAUUCCUUGCAGAAGAUCCUUACGGUAACUAUGUUGUGCAAAACCUGCUGGCAUUGAAGUCGCCUGAGAUUUCCUGGACCCUGCUGAGGGAUCUUGAAGGAUGUUUCGUGCAGCUCGCCAGCAACAAGUAUGCCAGCAACGUGGUCGAGAAAUUCCUGACAGAUACAGACGAAGAACAAUGCUCGACGAUCAUCAUGGAGUUUGUCACAUGCCAGAAUAUUGAUUUGCUUCUUAUUGAUCCUUUCGGGAACUUUGUUGUUCAAGCAGCGUUGCAAGCCUCCAAGGGGUUGGCCCGUGCUGCUCUUUUCAGCGUAAUCCGGAGAUAUGCUCCAUCGAUGCGUGCGAAUCCCUUCGGGAGGAAAGUGAUCGGCAUGUACGAGAAGCUGCAGCUACAGUCGCAGUGGCGUGGGAAUGGCAGUUGGCAAGGGCAAGCUUCUUCUUCAGCUCGUUGGCCAAAUUGAGAAACUUAGGCUUGUGGUGGUGAGAGUGACUACAAGCGUUUAUCAGCUAGAAAUGUAAUGGGUGUUGCUGUUUGUAACUUAGUCUAGAAAUUAAAUCUGCAGUAUGUAUUGUAAUAGUAGUAGUAGUAGUAGUAGUAUAUCCUCUCUGAGAGAGGACUUGCUUGUUAUAUCAUCAUAACUGGUGUAAGAGUGUCUCAACUUUACUUCUAAUUCCAGUAAUUAUGUGGAAUCCAUU